Nymphalis io (European peacock) is the source of this 818-nucleotide messenger RNA. RefSeq lists its product as uncharacterized. The transcript is spliced from 6 exons. The coding region runs from base 73 to 702 and encodes 209 amino acids. The record is from RefSeq and is a predicted model, not a curated record. NCBI's taxonomy places the organism in Eukaryota, Metazoa, Arthropoda, Insecta, Lepidoptera, Nymphalidae.
UAUCAUAGCGUGCGCGCGGGACAGUCGGCGUCGCUGGGCCUGGGUCGCUUCCCGCCGGGACUGCGGCAGGGCAUGGUGCUGCUAGCGCGGCCGGGGGGCUACGCCGCGGGACACGAGCGGCCCACCUUCGGAGGCUGUCCGCCCGGGACUUGCAGAGGACGACAGAUAUCAGAACUAGUCCACUCGUCGCAAGCUUCGGAGAAGAAUCGAAAGAACGCGAGGAGACAGAACAAGAAUAUCCUCCAGGACAUCGCCAACGUGAAGAACAGCCUCACGAAGACAUCGGACACGAAGUGCACGAACGUGUACGUGUCGGACGACGGGAGCAAGUACAGCGACGCGCACGUGUCGAGCGACACGCAGGACAAGUGCGUGUGUGACGACCUGGUGUUCCUCGAAGACCCAAACGACCCUAGACGCUGUAUAUACUUUCAGGCAUCCGUGCAUGUCCUGAGACACUCCACGGCCAUCUACCCAGGGUUCCAGUGCUCUGUGCAUGUCGGGAACGUGCGUCAGACGGCCAUUAACGAGGGUAUAAUGUCUCCGAACAACGUGCUGAGGGCGGGCGAGGGGGCCUCCGUGCUGUUCAGGUUCGCCCGCUGUCCGGAGUACCUCGUGCGAGGCCGCCGGCUGCUGUUCACGGUGGGGCUGGGGACCAGAGCCAUCGGCCGGGUCACGCAAACCUUCCCGUACAUACCAUGAAUUCUAUAGAACACGGCUCCAAUGUAAAAUUCGAGAUCUCUCUAGAAUAUUCUAGAUAAAUUAAAUAUAUUAAUUGUAUCUGUAACCAGUUUUCUUGUCGUGUUCACUUCAUGAUU